UAAUGAGAUGGCCUUUUUAAAAACCUUUGUCAGCUUAUUCUUUUUGCUAAGGCAAAUGAAUCUGAGAAGCACCUUCCCACUCUGAGGGAGGUGGCUAAGUCGUUCAAGGGAAAGUUUGUUUUUGUUUAUGUGCAAAUGGACAAUGAGGAUUAUGGAGAAGCAGUUUCUGGAUUCUUUGGUGUUACCGGCACUGCCCCCAAGGUUCUUGUAUACACUGGAAAUGAAGAUAUGAGGAAAUUUAUUCUGGACGGUGAAUUGACAGUUAAGAACAUUAAGACACUUGCGGAAGAUUUUCUAGCAGACAAACUGAAGCCUUUCUACAAGUCAGAUCCACUACCUGAAAAUAAUGAUGGUGAUGUAAAGAUCAUUGUGGGAAAUAAUUUUGAUGAGAUUGUUCUUGAUGAGUCAAAGGAUGUUCUUCUCGAGAUAUAUGCUCCUUGGNUGAAUCCAAGGUGUUUCGUGCUUUCCUUCUUGGAUUUAUCUUUCCUUUUUUUUAACUUAGUCAGAGUUUUGUAA
Camelina sativa (false flax) is the source of this 516-nucleotide messenger RNA. NCBI's taxonomy places the organism in Eukaryota, Viridiplantae, Streptophyta, Magnoliopsida, Brassicales, Brassicaceae. The record is from RefSeq and is a predicted model, not a curated record.